This is a messenger RNA of Trichoderma asperellum CBS 433.97, 1795 nucleotides long. RefSeq lists its product as uncharacterized. Gene Ontology annotation, cellular component: peroxisome. Gene Ontology annotation, molecular function: acetyl-CoA C-acyltransferase activity. Gene Ontology annotation, biological process: fatty acid beta-oxidation; phenylacetate catabolic process. NCBI's taxonomy places the organism in Eukaryota, Fungi, Ascomycota, Sordariomycetes, Hypocreales, Hypocreaceae. The record is from RefSeq and is a predicted model, not a curated record.
CCGAUUUCUUUUUUUUUCCUUUCAUUUCCCAUUUUGUUCUGUUUUACACCUUUUUUUGUACCUUAUUAUUACUUCGUUUCUAUACUAGUACCCGGUAGUGGUAAUAACCAAGCACUUUACUGGCAUCUAAUACUCCUCGUGCUUAUUUGGCAUAUCUCAUCCUCUUAUAUACCGGGACCAUUUAACCACAUCUACCACUACAGCUUGAUAUAAAUACGCACACACCCACUUACACAGCCAUCAUGUCUAAAGGGCUCUCCGCCAUCCUUACCAAGGCCCCCUCCGACGUCGUCAUCCUCUCCUCCCUCCGCACGCCAGUAUGUCGCUCUUACAAGGGCGGCCUCAAGGACGCCUACCCAGAGGAGCUGCUUUCUGUAGUCCUCAAAGCAACUCGCGAGGCCAUUCCCGAAAUGGACCCAGCCGUGGUUGAGGACGUGGGCGUGGGCGUCGUGCUCUCCGAGCUGGGCGGUUCUAAAGCAGCGCGCAUGGCGCUCAACCACGCGGGCUAUCCAAACUCUACAAGCCUGUUUACCGCCAACCGCGCAUGCGCAUCGUCGCUGCAGAGCAUCUCGUUGGUGGCGGCGCAGAUUCGCACCGGCAUCAUGGACGCAGGCAUCGGCGCCGGCAUGGAGAGCAUGACGAGGAACUACGGCAGCCGGGCCGUGCCGGUAGACGUGUGGCCCGAGCUGCGGGACUCGCCGAACAAGCACGUCCGGGACUGCGUCAUGCCGAUGGGCAUCACGUCGGAGAACGUGACCGAGCGGUACGGCGUUGAGCGGGAGAUUCAAGACCAGUUGGCUGCGGCGUCGCACAAUCGGGCGGCGCGCGCGAGGGACAAUGGCUGGUUCGACUCGCAGAUUGUGCCGGUGACGACGCGCUUCCAGGAGGUUGACAAGCAGGGGCAGCCUGUGGGUGAGCAGAAGACCAUCACGGUGACCCGCGACGACGGCAUUCGGGACGGCGUGACGGCCGAGUCGCUGGCGAAGCUGAAGCCGGCUUUCAAACCGGAUGGCAAGUCCACGGCGGGCAACUCGAGCCAGAUCUCAGACGGCGCGGCGGCCACGCUGCUGAUGAAGCGAAGCACAGCUACGGAGCUUGGGCUCGGGUCGCACAUCAUGGGCAAGUUCGUGGGGGCGACGACGAUUGGCUGUGAUCCGGACGAGAUGGGCGUGGGGCCGGCCAUUGCCAUACCGAAGCUGUUGAACCAGCUCGGUCUGAAGACGGAAGACGUGGACCGGUGGGAGCUCAACGAGGCGUUUGCGAGCCAGUUUGUCUAUUGUCUGCGUAAGCUGGGGCUGAUGGAGGCGUGGGAGAAGGGCCGUGUGAAUCCUGAUGGAGGUGCGAUUGCGCUGGGACACCCCUUAGGUGCGACGGGUGCGAGAAUGACGAGCACGCUGAUGCAUGGGUUGAAGAGGGAUGGUGGAGAGGUUGGUGUUGUGAGCAUGUGUAUUGGAACGGGUAUGGGCAUGGCUGGACUGUUUGUGAGAGAGUAAGAUGGUAAAAUAUAUAUGCUCGGAGAGAAGGAGAAAAGAGAAAAAUGGGUAAAAAGGGACUUAAAAAGGGACAAGCUGGUGGUUUGUUUUGUGAGUUUCAAGGAGAGUGAGGCUUUUUAGAUUUCAUCAUAGAUUUAUUCAUUUGCUUGUUCCUUUUCGUAAACUACGGUAAUAGUACCUGCUACUAUAGAUUUUCUUCUCGCGUCAUUUCUUUUGUCGUCGUUGACUCGUUAGUACUAGAUCUUCUCCGAUAUCACCUCAGUUCAGUCAAGACAUAUCCUUCUCAGAUGGUACGUCUGCAU